UCCGGUCUGGGACGGUGUCUGGCUUCGGGAUCAUAGCUUGAUAAUUCUUUUUCUCCCAAUUUCAGGUGUCGUCAUUCCCACUGGGAACCCUGCCUGGGCUGCGAAAUUGCAUCACUGCAACAGCUCCCCUCACCUCCUCUCCACUGGCUGGGAGGUCUGGUGUUUGUCAGGAUACAGGUAGCAGGGGAAACACCCUGCAGCCGUCAACUAUCAGGGAAAUACGCCCUCUCUGUCAUCAUGGAAUCCUAAUGCGGAGGUGGGUAUAUAAAUGCCCUGUCCCAGGACUUGGGCUCGAUUUUCCAUAGUGAUCACGGUCGCAUCAUUCUGCAAUCAACUAUCAACUUCCCCCCAAGAGCAUCAUACUUCGUUUCUUCCUUUCUUCCUACUGUAACGCCUUUCUAUCACCCGAUCGAGCCAUUCACCUCUAGGCCACCGGGCAAAAAAGCAAAGGAGAGAGGGAGUAACAUGUAAGUAGGCAGUUUUUCUUUUCUUGUUAUCUCAGGCGCAUUGCAUCAAGCGUUAGGCAUUGUGUGGGCGAAAUAUCGAAGUCUGAAUGGUCCACCAUCUCUUAUUUAUCUGUUGCUAACACACACUUUUUCCACCACAGACCGAAAAACACAUUCUCCAAGUUUGCUCUCUUGCCUUUCUCGGACCGCCGCAUAACUUUGCUGUUCACCCAACGACCCCGCUUUCCUUCGAGGAGGUUGUUUAAAACCCCCCCCGCCAUCCAUUACCAAAGAGCCCAGUUUUCCUUCGCCCCACAAACUCGCCGACGGAUCUUUUAUUCCAUCUUUUUCUGGAACUCCAAAAAAGAAGUCUAAACAUGGCAAGGUACACUACCGCAGACCCCUACUUGGGAGAGAGGGAACGACAAUACCUCUCAGAUCGUGAUACUCAGAUGGCUGUAUACUCACCUGAUGCUCAUUUCAACAGUAUCUCUACUAUCGCCCCGUACUACGCAAACCCGCAUACUUCCUCGGGUGCCCUUGUACGUAGCGGCCUUGUCGAAGAACCCCUUGUCGAGCACGAGCAUCAUCACGUUCAUCACCACAUCGAUCAUGGUAAUUGCUUCCUUUUAUCUGUUCAUGAGGGUUGAGCUAUCAUGUUAAUUUCAACAGGCAAUCCGGUUGGCGGCGGCGCGCUUGCUGUCAGACCCCGAUAUGGACGCGAAUACUCCUAUGACGACCUUUACGACCGUGACCGCAGAUAUGGCAGCGGUUUGAGCUUGGGUAGUUUGGGCCACCACCACCACCACGGCGGCCGUUAUGGGCAUCGUCACCAUGGCCUCAUGGGGGGCCGGUACGCCCGAUCAGACAUCGAUCUCAACCUGGGUUCGUUCGGGCAUCGACGAGGCAGCAUCUAUGAUAGAGAAUCCGAACUCGCGAUUAUUGAUGUUCCUGCUGGAACCCGCCGAGUGACUGUCGAUAUGGGUCGGGACAUUGAUAUCAGCUGGAGACGGGACAACGGUGUUCGAAGAUCAAGGGGAUUGGGGAGUGAGCUCUGGACUGAGAUCACUAGGGACCUUGUCACCAGAGAGGCUAUUGAAGACUGUGGAUACCCGUAUGAGGAAACUGAAUUCUUCUACUAUAUCUUCGAGUACCUGCAUCGUGAACAGAUCAACGAGUUGGUUGAUAUUUCUUACGAGAUUCGCAGACGUAGGUUUUAAUCUAUAGAGGCCCCGAGUGAUCCACGGUGCUAACUCUCAAUAGAACGUGCCAGAGACCUUGAAUAUGAUUCGAUUGCAGGUGCAGGCUUAGGCUUAGGCCACUCUCGCCUAGGCGGGCGAAUCGACUACGACUACGAAGAUACUCGCACCGAGGUCAUUAUUGACAGUGGCCGUCACGGACACCGUCGCCGCAACCGCUACUACCACUAGACGCCCCCUAGGUGCUCUAUUGCGCACGAUACUCUAUCAACUUAACGACGUUACGACCUAGAUUGGCUUUUUCCUUCCGGUGUUUCGUCCGAGGGCUUUUUUUUUCUUUUUCACAAGUGUUUCUUCUACAUGUUACCUUUUGAGGCUUUUCAAUUGUUUCCUUUUUUUUCUUUUUUUUUUUAACGACUGCGCUUCUUCCUGGACUUGAUAUCAUGCCCAAAUGAUAUAUUGUGAAAGCAUAUCUGGCGGGUUUGGUGUAUUUCCUCCUCCCCAUCCUUCCUUUUUUUCUUUAGCGACCCUCCUUUUUGUUCCCAUAAUUCUGUAAUGAAACCUGUAUCUGAUAGUGGACAUGGGGUGAUGGUGUUGGGAUUUGAGAGAAAGAACAUCUUUUUAUCUCCUGUAACUGGCAUGUGUAAAAUCUUGGUGGAACUUCUUACACUUUCGUUCGCAAUAAACUUUUUGUUUCUGGUGCAAAGGAAGUUAUCACUAUUCCAGUACAGCACAAGUACGCGUGAGAUCAGGCGACAGGGUGGGUUGUGGACUUGUAUCAUAGUGGCAGGCAGAAGCUUCGUGCUUGCGGCCGUGCUCUUGAGUGGCCGAUUGAAACAAAUACGGGGCACGGCACUGUAUGAUACCGGUAGCUACGGUGGUUGGACAGCGGGGUUUAUCGUACGGUAAAGCUUCAACGCAUCUAGCCCUUUAUGGAUCAUCUUGGCGAGGAGGAUAAGCCACUGCAGGCGUGCCUUGGUUGCUCGAAUUUCCAGCCGACGUCAUGUCGAUUGUUCGCCACGGUAGGUUAGUGUGGCCUU
Tuber aestivum (summer truffle) is the source of this 2685-nucleotide messenger RNA. Lineage: Eukaryota; Fungi; Ascomycota; Pezizomycetes; Pezizales; Tuberaceae. The record is from the annotation of a GenBank genome assembly.